CGGAGGGGCGGGAGCGGGGCUUCGGACGCACGUGGGCGGUGGCAGAGGGACAGAGACGCCGUCUGAGAGCGGAGAGAGCGAAGACCGUGGUGCGGGGUGCGGACAGGCGGCGCCCAGGUGGUUGCUGCUGCGGGUGGCGCCGGCCUCUGCCCCCAGGCGAUGUGAAGUUGACCAUGGCCCAGGCUGGAGUCGUAGUUGCAGCUGCCACGGGACUCCUCGUCUUCUUCCUCUAUUCCUCCAUCCACAAGGUCGAGGAGGGGCACCUGGCUGUGUACUACAGGGGUGGUGCAUUGUUGACUAAUCCAAGUGGACCAGGCUACCACAUCAUGCUCCCGUUCAUUACCACGUUCAAAUCUGUGCAGACCACAUUGCAGACUGAUGAAGUGAAAAACGUGCCUUGUGGGACAAGUGGCGGUGUUAUGAUCUACAUUGACCGAAUAGAAGUUGUGAAUAAAUUGGCACCGUAUGCAGUGUACGAUAUCGUGAGAAACUACACUGCAGACUAUGAUAAGACCUUGAUCUUCAAUAAAAUUCAUCAUGAGUUGAAUCAGUUCUGCAGUGCCCAUACCCUGCAGGAAGUAUACAUUGAGCUAUUCGAUCAGAUAGAUGAGAAUCUGAAGUUGGCCCUGCAGAACGACCUCAAUGUCAUGGCACCAGGUCUCACUAUCCAGGCUGUGCGUGUUACAAAACCCAAAAUCCCAGAAGCAAUCCGGAGAAAUUUUGAGCUAAUGGAGGCUGAGAAGACCAAGCUGCUGAUUGCGGCCCAGAAGCAGAAGGUAGUAGAGAAGGAGGCAGAGACAGACCGGAAGAAAGCACUCAUUGAGGCAGAGAAGGCUGCUCAGGUGGCCAGGAUUCACUAUCAACAGAAGAUUAUGGAGAAGGAAACAGAGAAGCGAAUUUCUGAGAUUGAAGACGCUGCGUUCCUAGCAAGAGAGAAGGCAAAAGCUGAUGCAGAGUACUACAGUGCUCAGAAGCUGGCUGAUUCCAACAAGCUGAAACUUACCCCUGAGUAUUUGGAACUAAUGAAAUACCAAGCGAUAGCUGCAAACAGCAAGCUGUAUUUUGGCGACCGCAUCCCCAGCAUGUUUCUGGAUUCCUGUGCCUUCCAGCAAGCCAAUCUGAGGACUGCCCAAGAAACCAGCCUUCCUUCACAGGAGGCCCCAAAGACCUCUGGAGAAAGCCACCUCAGAGCAAAGGAAAGCACUGGCUGACAGAGGUAGAAAGAUACCUGGUAUAGCUCAACAGCUAGCCUGGCUGUGAAUGGGGAUGUUGCCCUGUCCUGGUGGGUCGGAUGCAGCGCAUGUGUGGACAUCUUGUGGACACCUAUAGGUGGCAGUUGGGUUGAUUUUCUUCUAGCAACACAUGGCAAGUGCUCUGCCUCUUCCGUUUCUUCCCCUAUUAAAUUGGUGCUUCUGAAUGAGGGAUAAUCCUGUACUAACAUACCUAUACUGGAAUAUUAAAAGACAGAGACCAGGAAAGCCGCCUGCAGUAGGUGCAAUUAUUUAGUAAGCAUUACUCUGGAGGUAGGAGACGUGCCUUUGAGUACUAUGUUGCUGCACACUGGUGCUCCUUGCUGAGGCGGAGCAAAAUGGUUUCCUUCAUCCUGCCAAUGAAGCUUCACUUUGUGGACUCCAGUGCAGGUUUCUACCAGCACUCUCUCCUCAAGGACUCCAGUGGAGUGGGCUCUCCUUGGCCAGUGGAGGCUGUGUGUUCCUGCUCAGGGUGUGGCCUGGCGAGGAGUAGUUUGGUGUGGAAUUUGAAUAGGAUCUGUAUAGCCAUAAUCCUCUACUGUAGGCAGUGGCACUAGAUAAUGGCUUGGAGUAAGCAAGCUCUAACGGCCUUCUGUAACUCCCCCUCUCCAAGCAAGAUCCUCAUGCUGGCUGCCUGUCGUAUGCUUCAGCUGGGUGGCUGGGUCUCACCUUGCACCCUAAACCAGAUUUCAGAGUGCCUGGAGCACCUCCAAGCAGCUGGUUGGGAACAGAGCAGGGAAAUCUUUGCUCAGACCCCAGCCUCCCUAUAGGUCUUUUCACCAGGGAAAGGGAGCUGAACUUCCACUGCUCUGUCCUGCUGGCAAAGUGAAGGGGAAGAGAAGAGCGAAGGGACCCCGCUUGCAGCAUAUCAGAUGUUUGACACCUCAGCCAAAAAAUAGGUGAGGCAUCACUGCUUCCCAGUGCAAAAUCCAGUGCUCCAAGAAGUGUGUCAUUGAACAGCUACAGUGGGGAGUCUGUCACUGGUCCUCUCAUCACUGGCCAGGCUUUGCUGUGUUUCAGGGCUUUUUAUUCACGAGGGGUGCUGGCAGGGUGAUCUCUUCUCCUGGUGUGCUUUCUAAUAUAUCCAACCCCUGCUCCCUGUGUGCCACUGCAGGGUGAGAGAAAGAGAUGUGCUCAGGGGGGAAAUCUGGUACAAUCUGCUUUCCUUUUUCCUCUGUCCUCCCCUUUGCCUUUGAGGACAUGCUUGUUUCUAGGACCUGUGUUCUACAUUGUGUUCUACAAUGAUCCUAGAAGACAGUGGCUGGGGAAGCAACUCACAAGAGCUUGAGCUGGAAUGCUGUUCCCCAGCUGAUGGCACUGCAGCAUUGCCUGCCUCUGAACCCACCUCAUGUUCAGAGACUGCCUCUGCUCCACCAGGCUGGGAUAUCUGUAUGUUUAUCCUGCUCUCCUGUGACCUGGGGUGCAGCCAGCUGCAGCACUUGGCCCUGGCAUGGUCCACUGGAUGGGCUGGUUGGUAGUACCCUCUGGGCACUCAGCCAGUUGUUGCUGGCAUUGAGAUCUUCUGUCCCUGGCACCAUCUGCAGCCUUGUGGCAAGGAGAGGAACAUGCUUAGCUUUUGCCUUGGUGGAACAUCCAACCUGAAUCACAUGGCCUGAACUUCACCUCUGUUAAUGACUUCCCCAAAUGAGUUGUGUGGGCUUCAGGUUUUCCAGUGCUGCUUUCCUGUCCUGUGUGGCUUGACUCAGAGGAUGGCACUGUCUCCUCAAGAAAGUUUGGUAACACAGUGCCUUAUGCUAUCUUGGCUCCUGCCCUGGCUGCCUCUCUACCAUCUCUGGGGCAGAGCAGGGAUGCAUUGACCCUGCAUCUCCUGCUGCUUCUGCUGGCCAGCUUGGGUAAUACACAACUGAGGGACUUUGCAGCAGUUUCAGGUGGUGUUUCUUUCCUCCAUCUGUCUGCAAACUCCCAAGGCCCAGUUGGUGCUCUGGCCCAGGAUACCAGCUCCUCUUCAAACCCAGCCAUGGCAUGAGCCAGGGACCAGGGCCCUGCCCCAGAGAGGCCAGCUGAGGGUGCUGAGCACCAAUCCUGGCUUCCAGGGGUGUCAUGGGUGAGCAUGCCUCCUUGUGCUAUGAGGAUGAGAGGAAGGGUACUGCUGUUGCCAGGCAGAGAGGUUUCUCCAGUUUUCGCUGUACAGACCUGGUGCACAGGGGUUGCAGCUCAGGCACGUGCCUUGCAGAUCUCAGCCUGGGGAGCACUAAGCCAAGCUUUUGCAUAGGUGGACUCAUGUCUUCACCUACUGAAGGCUUGGGCAAAUGGUGCCUUCCUAGCAAAGAGUGGUCUUCAGAGGAGCAGGACAGAUGUCUGCAUGUCAUGCUGGAAGGUGGAUCGGCCAGAAGGCAGAGCUGAAACCCAUGGCCGCUGGCAGGAGAGGAGCGGCAGGCACAGUGUUAGCCGCAUUAGACACUGCAGUGCCCUCCCUAGUGGUAGGGUACCAGGGUGGAGAGUGGAUGUCAGCAUGUUUUGUAGCUGUGGUAUUUGAAAUGUCUCCUGGAACUACUGUUUGACUUGCAAGGUCCCUUCUCUCCUGUGGGAAGGGCUUUGAGGAGCCAGUGGGAUCAUAUCUCACCAGCCUUCCAUCUCCUCAGUGUUUGCUGGCUUGCAGCAGCUGCUUUGGUUGAAUUUUGAGAUGAAGGCAGGCUUUUUAGAACAGAAGCAAUCAUGGAGGAGAUAUAGACUUGUCUCCAUUUGGUGCUUACUGGCGUUGGGCACUAGCCAGUGCUGGCACCAAACUCUGGGCAUCAGGCCAGAUGAACAGGGUAGGUUCUGCCAGCCUGAAGAUGAUGGGAAGCCAGGGCACAAGGGGAACCACUAGAAGCUAUCCUGCAGUGAUCAGAUCCCCAUGCAAGUGCCAGGAAAGCCUUCCAGACCACUAGAGGAAGGGUGACUUCCCUUUGGACUUGAGCCUUGCUGGGCCUCCCUGCAGCCAUCCAGGUGGAUGCAUGGAUUUACUGUUAGGGGCUGCCACUCUGGCUAAAUAUCAUCCUGCUCUGGGUGUAUAUCAGCCACUUCCUACCCAUGAGGUCUGAGGGACACCUGGCGCUGCUCCUGCAGUGUCAAGUCCUGCAGCAAUGUGUGCAUGAUACUCAGUGCCUUCUGCAAAAGCCACCUCCAUCUCUCUCUGCUUCCCCAGCCACCGCUUCAGAAGCCUGAGUAGGUGUGCAAGAGGAGGGAAUCACCGUGGCUUUAACAGCCCAGUCUGGGCUUUGCUUCUCUCUGAGCUGGAUGUUGCAGAGUGGGAACACGGGUGCAAACAGAAACAUGGGUUUGAACUGGUUUUUCUCUCUGUUCAAAAGGUCUGUGUGCUUGUGUGACUAAAGGGGUCUGCCACUGGAUCUGCACCUUCUUUAAGUUAACACGAUACAUAUGUUCAAGUUUACAUGCACAGUGUUCAGUUCCUUUGAUAAAGCAGAAUAAAACUAUUUUGUUACCGUUUA
Phalacrocorax carbo (great cormorant) is the source of this 4702-nucleotide messenger RNA. Lineage: Eukaryota; Metazoa; Chordata; Aves; Suliformes; Phalacrocoracidae. The record is from RefSeq and is a predicted model, not a curated record.